AUGGAUUUUGGUGACAUGGAUCGUUGUUGUCACCAUUGUGGUGCACUUUUUUGGUAUGCUGAGAGACUUGCAAAGAGUAAACAAUCGACUAACCCCAAAUACUCAAAAUGUUGCCUUCAAGGGAAGAUAGAUCUUCCAUUCUUCCAAUCUCCUCCGGAUUUGCUAGCAAAUUUACUGUCUGGAGUUGAUCCGCGAAGUCGUCAUUUCUUUGAGCAUAUUCGUACAUACAAUAGUAUGUUCGCAUUCACGUCGCUUGGCGGUAAAGUUGAUGCUAAUAUGAAUGACGGUGGUGGGCCUCCGCAGUUUGUCAUUAGUGGACAGAACUAUCAUCGAAUUGGAAGUUUGUUACCGAUUGAAGGUCAAAAGCCCAAGUUUGCGCAACUGUACAUAUAUGACACAAAAAAUGAAGUUGGGAAUAGGAUGGAUCAUUUCAGUCAAAGGUCAACCAGAUCUAACCUUGACCAAAGCUUGGUUAAAGAUCUCAUGAUGAUGAUUGAUGAAUCAAAUAUAUUGGCCAAAUCAUUUAGAAGAGUUCGAGAUCACAUCGAAGACGGGGUUGCAAAUGUGGCUUUGAGAUUAUUUCAAAAUCGUGUUCAAAAUCCGAACACGUACAAUCUACCUAAUGUAGAUGAGGUUGCCGCGUUGAUUGUUGGAGAUUUUGAUAGUUCUGAUUGUGACCGUGACAUCAUUAUACGAACCCAAAAUGGAUACUUACAGAGAAUUCCGGAGUAUCACGUUUCCUUCCUGCCAUUGCAAUACCCCAUUAUAUUCCCUUAUGGUAAUGGCGGGUACACAAAAGGUAUUAGCUUUGCUGCAGAUUCGAUUAAUGAUGGGGAUUGGAAGCGUGAAGGUGUCUCUUUUUUAGAAUGGGUUGCGUUUAGAUUACAGAAGAGACAACAUGAGUGCAGUAGGUUGCUAUUGAGUAGAAGGUUAUUGCAACAAUUUGUUGUUGAUUGCUACUCCAUGAUUGAGUCUGGCCGGUUGUUCUUCCUUAGAAAUAGGCAACACAUUAUCCGUAAAGAGGUUCUAUCAGGUAUUCAGGAGGCUAUGGAUCGGGGAGACACAAACGCGUCGACUAUUGGCUCCAGGAUUGUCUUACCUUCAUCAUUUACAGGCGGUAGGCGUUACAUGUUCAACAAUUGUCAGGAUGCAAUGGCAAUUUGUAAAGCAUUUGGGUACCCGGAUUUGUUUAUCACCAUGACAUGCAACCCAAAAUGGCCUGAAAUUGAGCGGGAAAUUUCAAAGAAUGGGUUAUCUACGUAUGAGAGACCAGAUAUUGCAUGCCGAGUGUUUCGAGCGAAACUAGAUGAAUUAAUGUCGGACCUUAAAAAGGGCGUAUUUUUUGGCAAAGCUAUGGCAGCUACAUACACCAUUGAGUUUCAAAAGCGGGGCUUGCCACAUGCACAUAUUCUGUUAUGGCUUCAUCCUGAAUAUAAAUUGAAUUCUCCUGCAAUGAUUGAUUCAGUGAUAUGCGCGGAACUUCCAAAUCCAGAAUUAUAUCCCAAACUUUUCCAAGUUGUGUCUAACUUUAUGGUUCAUGGCCCAUGUGGAUUCAGCAACAUCCGAUCCCCGUGUAUGAAAAAUGGCAAAUGCUCGAAAUUCUUCCCUAAGAAAUUUCAAAACGCUACAUCAUUUGAUAGAGACGGAUUUCCUAUAUAUAGAAGAAGGAACACUGGAGUAACAACCACCAGAAGAGAUACUCAGCUCCACAAUGGAUUUGUUGUUCCAUACAAUCCAAAAUUGCUAAUGAAAUAUCAAGCUCAUGUUAAUAUUGAAUAUUGCAACAAGGCAAACUCAAUAAAGUACUUAUUUAAGUACAUAAAUAAGGGUGUUGAUCGCGUGACCAUGUCGAUGUCCGUGUCAGGAGAUGCUCAAGAGGUUGAUGAAAUUAAACAGUAUUAUGAUUGUAGAUAUCUCUCCCCAUGUGAAGCAGUAUGGAGGAUAUUUAAGUUUCCUAUCCAUGAACAGUGGCCGCCUGUAAACAACCUCAAAUUUCAUCUACCUAACAGGCAAUCGGUCAUAUUCAAAAAUGACCAGGAUAUCAGUGAUGUAUUUGAUCGGUCCAAAGAAAAGAUGACUAUGUUCAUGGCGUGGAUGGAGGCUAAUGCCAAAUAUCCUACCGCAAAGGAUCUAACAUAUGCUGAUUUCCCUUCAUUGUUUGUUUUUGAUGAGGAUAAGUGUGAAUGGCGACCUCGAAAGAAAGGUUUCUCAAUUGGAAGAAUGAAUUUUGUGCCACCAGGAACUGGGGAGCUAUUCUAUAUGAGACUGUUAUUGAAUGUUCAACGUGGUUGUAGUAGCUUUGAUGAGCUGAAGACAGUAAAGAACCAUAUGUAUGAGACUUUUAGAGAGGCAUGUGCUGCUGCUGGAUUACUUACUGAUGACAAUGAAUUUGUUGAAAGCAUAAAGGAGACAUCUCUCUUGGGUUCUGGUCACUACAUUAGAGGCUUAUUUGUCAGAUUACUGGUAUCCAACACCAUGUCAAAUCCAGUGUCUGUUUGGAACAAAACAUGGGAGCUCAUAGCAGAUGGAAUACAAUAUGAUUUAAGAAGAUCUCUCAAUAAUUCAGAUUUGAGAAUCGAUGAUCAACGACUACGCGAACUGUGCCUAAUGGAGAUUGAAAAGAUACUUCUCAUCAAUGGAAAAUCACUGAAAGACUUUGAUGGGAUGCCCGUCGUUGAUGCUGAUCUCUUAGCUGAAUAUGGAAAUGUUCUUCUGUUCAACGAAUUGAACUUUGAUACUACUGAGAUGAGUCAGCUCCACUCCGAUUGCAUUAAUAGACUAAAUUCAGGAAAGACAUUUCUUUGGAAAACCCUGACCUACCGGCUUAGAUCUGAGAGGAAAAUUGUCUUAAAUGUUGCUUCCAGUGGUAUAGCGUCUUUACUUCUACCAGGUGGUCGUACUGCUCAUUCGUUGUUCUCUAUUCCAUUGAACUUGAAUGAGGAUUCAUGUUGUUGCAUUCCCCAAGGUAGUCCUAAAGCAGAGCUACUUCAAGCUGCAAGUUUAAUCAUAUGGGACGAGGCACCUAUGGUUAAUAAAUAUGCAUUUGAGGCACUUGACAGGACACUUAGAGAUAUAAUGAGCACUAAGGUUCCAGACAGCAUGCAUAGACCAUUUGGCGGGAAAACUGUUGUGUUGGGCGGUGACUUCAGGCAAAUUCUGCCUGUUAUUCCAAAGGGUUGUCGAGCAGAGAUUGUCAUGUCAACAAUAAAUUCAUCCAGGUUAUGGAGUUGUUGUAAGGUACUAACACUAACCGAAAACAUGAGGUUGAUGCGCAAUUCUUCUGAACAGGAUGUUAAUGAAGUUCGCAUGUUUGCCGAAUGGGUGCUCGAUCUUGGAGAUGGCAAAUUAGGAGAACAUAGUGACGGUGAGUCAGAUAUUACAAUUCCUGAUGAGUUCAUGAUUCCACUAUCAUCCAAUCCCAUUUCUGAUAUUGUCGACUCUGUGUACCCUGGCAUAAAUCAGAAUGUCACAGAUGCUAAAUAUUACAGUAAUAAGGCGAUCCUUGCACCAACACUAGAGGCAGUUGAUUCAAUUAAUCAACACGUGUUGUCUAUGUUUCCAGGUCUUCCUGAUCAUAAAUUGUUGGUGAAAGUAGGAGCUCCUGUUAUGCUAAUGCGAAAUCUUGACAUAUCAGCAGGAUUGUGCAAUGGUACUAGGCUAAUUGUGGAACAUCUCUGUCCCAACGUUAUUGGUGCUAUUGUCAUUACUGGUACACACAUCGGCACAAAGGUGUUUAUCCCCAGAAUGAAUUUAAUGCCUUCAGAUCCAACCAUGCCUAUCAAGUUCAUGCGACGACAAUUUCCUCUUUGUCUAUCAUUCGCUAUGACUAUAAACAAAAGCCAAGGACAAAGCCUAUCUGAAGUUGGUGUAUAUUUACCCAGACCUGUGUUUUCACAUGGGCAGUUGUAUGUUGCUGUAUCUAGAGUCACUUCAAGAGGUGGAUUGAAAAUCCUUUUAUGCAAUGAGGAGGAUGACAAACGGAAUGUGACAAAGAAUAUUGUGUUUGCUGAAGUCUUUCAAAAGAUAUACAAUAAUUGA
Messenger RNA from Lotus japonicus, 4038 nucleotides. RefSeq lists its product as uncharacterized. The coding region runs from base 1 to 4038 and encodes 1345 amino acids. Gene Ontology annotation, biological process: telomere maintenance; DNA repair. NCBI's taxonomy places the organism in Eukaryota, Viridiplantae, Streptophyta, Magnoliopsida, Fabales, Fabaceae. The transcript has 6 exons. The record is from RefSeq and is a predicted model, not a curated record. Gene Ontology annotation, molecular function: DNA helicase activity.